CGGUGAUAGAGAAGCAUAACCAGUCACUCGGUCGAGAGCGCGACGCCAGAAGACUCGGCACCGCAGCGGAGAACGGACACACGCACCAAGGCCUCCACUCAUAGAGCGCAACAAAGAGCGAAAGGGCAUCAACAAUGCAGGCUAGGAGAAGCUGGUGCACCCUGCUCGCAGGCCUAGCGUGUAUUUCAAUGGCGCACGCUGCCGGCGAAGCAAAACUCAAAGUUGAAACUGUGUCCGUACCUGAGGGCUGCACGCAAAAGUCCAAAUUGAACGACAUGCUCACCAUGCACUACACAGGCACGCUGGCCGACGGCACCAAGUUUGACUCCAGCCACGACCGCGACCAGCCAUUCACCUUCCAGCUGGGCGUGGGCCAAGUGAUUAAGGGCUGGGACCAAGGUCUUGUCGACAUGUGCGUCGGCGAGAUCCGCAAACUGACCAUUCCUCCCAGCCUGGGUUACGGUGACAAAGGCGCAGGCAGCGUCAUUCCCGGAGGCGCCACCCUGUACUUUGAGGUCGAGCUGAUCAGCCUGGGCGACUCUCCGCCGCCCGUCAACGUCUUCAAGGAGAUCGACGAGAACCAGGACCAGCAGCUGACCAGGGAGGAGGUGAGAAAAAUGGUGAGCAACUACCUGAAGAAACAGGUGGCUGAGCAGGAGGGUGGUGAGAUCAGCGAGGAUGUCAAGAGGAUGAUGCAGGACCAGGACAAGCUGGUCGAAGAAAUUUUCCAGCACGAGGACAAGGACAAGAAUGGAUACAUCUCGCACGAAGAGUUCUCAGGCCCCAAGCACGAUGAGCUGUAAACUGACUGAACAUAUUUCCCAAGUCUGUAGAGAGCUCAUGUUAAGGAGAGAAAUUGUUCAAAACAAAACAGUCCAUUAAUUGUUGCAUGGUACUUUAAAAUAUCAUGACGAGUUCUAAUUUAAAUUAAAAUGUUCAAACUCAGCUGUAGGUUUACUAUGAUGACUGCGCACUCUUUUGUUGAACGCCGAUGAUGUUUUGAAAUUUAAAUUGUUGAUGUAAUAAUUAGCAGUUUGUAUAGAAUGGAGUCGUGCAUCGUUCUUUCUUCUUGGAAAAUUACACUGCUGAAGAUGAAACUUAUCCUGCUCAUUGAGUAUACCACUGUGAAUUUAGAAGCAUGGACGACUUGAAUGUUCAUAGUGAACGGAAAUCUUUUGUAAAGCUAUAAUAAACUAAGUUUUAAUAAUAAUUUG
Molecule: messenger RNA, 1214 nt
Organism: Cloeon dipterum
Lineage: Eukaryota; Metazoa; Arthropoda; Insecta; Ephemeroptera; Baetidae
Gene: Fkbp14
Product: peptidyl-prolyl cis-trans isomerase Fkb14
Exons: 4
Coding region: 135-803 (222 amino acids)
Molecular function (GO): calcium ion binding; peptidyl-prolyl cis-trans isomerase activity
Source: RefSeq, a predicted model, not a curated record